Molecule: messenger RNA, 1323 nt
Organism: Aspergillus tanneri
Lineage: Eukaryota; Fungi; Ascomycota; Eurotiomycetes; Eurotiales; Aspergillaceae
Exons: 3
Coding region: 1-1323 (440 amino acids)
Source: RefSeq, a predicted model, not a curated record
AUGGGCAGCCUUGUUAAGUCGCUUAACCACCAGCAAGUCUGCUGGUCAAUCACAGAUGCAACGGGCCAACCAGUUUCAGCGAUCGAUGCCAAAAAGGAAGAUCGAAGCCGUGAGGCAGAAGCUGAAGGAAAACUAAUCUACCAUCCUGGGCUUAACCCAAAGGACGAGACUUGUUCACCUCACCCAAUCCUGACCGACAAAACGUUUAUCCUGCGUAUGGCAUUCUUCAACGACGCUCUUGUGAAGGCUGUUGUCAAUAUUGUAGAUCGAUGGUGGAUGGACACUGAUGCCGACUUUCCGGCUAGAAUGCCUUUGGAAGCGCCCGUGGAGGCAGCGUUACAAUGGAUAGACGAGCAAAGACGCAACCAAACCUUUCCAGAAUUGAAGGACCAUCUUGGAAAUUGGAGACCUGAUUUCCUCGUUAUCGGGAAUGACAGCACCAUGGGCCCUGGGUUUCAGGUCUGCGAAAUCAACAGCCGCACGCCUGAUAACAUAUUCCUUCGCAGCGCACACAGACACCGCAGAAUGCGCCAAAUGAUCGGACCUAGCUCUGUUCUGCAGCCUGCAGGAGACCCCGACAAUUGGGAAGAGAGCCUACUUCGUCUAUUCCACACGCACCUGCCGGUCCAUAUCCUUCGAGGAAGAGACAAACUCGGGCGACAGGAACUCGUGCGAAUGAUGGAACUGAGGACCGGGAUCUGCCCGCGAAUUGUCCAUGUAGAUGAUUUAGAGUUGAAGCCUGAUGAGUCUUCUGGGACGGGUUAUUCGCUCUAUUACCAAGGCGAGGGCGUAUCCGAAAAGAUACAUCAGGUGGUCUCGACGCUUUUCCCAGACGAGUUCAGCCUGCUGCCGCAAGAUAUGCUUCGACAGCUAGCGAUGGUGGCAGUGAACGAUUUGCGGAUUUCAUUACUAGUGAAUGAUGAGCGUUUCCUAGGCAUUAUAUUACAAGAGCUCGACACUUUAGUCACCAAGCAUGGCAUCCUAACCCCGGACCAAGCUAACGCCCUCCAACAAGGCAUAGUACCUACACUGCUCCCUGGGUCCCCAGAACUCAAGCAAUGGAUGGAAAGAAACAACCAAGACGAAGCGAGCAAAGACAACUAUAUUGUAAAAGCGGCGCGCCAAAGCCGCGGAAGUGGCCAUUUACUCGGCGCGGAUCUCUCCCCACAAGAAUGGGCAAGUAUCAUGCGUGAGAUGCAAGAUCCGCGUAUCCGCCCAGGCGUUACAUCCUACGUUCUCCAGCCAUUUGUACGACAGGUUUUUGCCAGCUCUUUUUCCAAUUUGCCUGAAUAUACUUUGUACGACGAGCUGGGUAAAGAAUAA